AUGUCGGCCAUUUGGUCAUAUUAUUACCCUGGGAAAUCGCCACUUUCCCGCCAAUGCAAGCUUUGUGAUGAAGAGGGAAAGUUCAAAGUCAUCAAAAUUCAAAGUAAAUCGACGUCGAAUCUGAUCAGUCAUCUCAGAAGGCAGCACCUAUCGGAGUAUGCCGCAAUGAAGGUUUUUUUAGAGAAUGAUUUUUAAUUUUAAUCUUGUUUGAAGCGAUCACAAGACGCGUCAUUGGCGGCAAAUUUCGAAGUUUCCUCUCGGAAAAUGGAUCCCGAUGAUGUUACGGUAGAUGAACUGCAGAUCAUCAGGUGAAAGCUUGAAAAAUUUUUUGGUGGAAUAUGAUUUAACACUUCUCUAAUUUCUUCAAAAAAAUUAAGAAAACGCUUGUUUCAAAAAAAUUAUUUAAAAAAACUGAAAGAAUCCGCUAAAAAAAUUUUUCACUCAUUGGUUCUUCCAAAAAAAUGGAUCAUUUGGAGAAUUUCAUGAAGGAUUUCAAACACCAUUUUUUCAAAACUUUCGUUUUCAUUAUUUAUAUUUGUGAAAAAGAAAGGAAAACAAAAAAGGUCCAAAAAUAAGAAAGAAAGUGUAAAAAGGAAUUAUAUAUCGCGUUUCGCGUCCUGAAAAUGGACGGCGUGGGAGGUGAAUCACAAGUCAAUUCUUUUUUUGCAAAAAAAGAAAAAAAGAUUGAAAUAUUUAGAAAAUGAGUAAAAAAUUAAUAAUAAAGAAAAGUUGAAAAAAACGAGUUGAAAAAAAUGGAGCGUUUUGUAGGCCUUCUGCGCUCCAGUGAUAAGUCGGACUCGCGCACUUUUCGCAUUUUUUUCACUUUUUCUCACUUUGGUAAAUUCUUUUUCCACUUAUUUUAGAGGUAGUUUUACCAGAAGCUCCAAAUAAUUUCGAACCCACUUCUUUUUGUUAUAUUCAUUUAGGAUAAUCAGUACUUUUCCAGUCAAAUCACGGCCGGCAACAUAAACCUGGAAGCUUUCAAAGAUGGCAAUUCUCAUUCCCUAUUUCGGCCAUUCCAUGUCCGCGGUUUUAUUUCUCCGACAAGGUGGAAGAUUGUCAGAGCCAUUCGAAGCCUCGUUGAUAGAAAAAACGAGGAAGUUCUUUGUUCGUUACGGGGAUGUGAAUCGUAAGUUUCAAAUCGUAAUCUUGUAUUUUAGGGUUGAUUAUUUUUUUAAAUUUUGAAAACUUCUGAUUUUUUUGAAGGCCCUGAGGGCUUUUAAAGCAUUAAAAAAAGCUCAGAGCUCCAAAAAAAAAAUUUUUUUUCUCAAUUUUCAUACUUGAAAUAUUUUUAGUGGCCGCUAUAGUGGUCAAAUUAGUGGCCACUUAAGAGGUGAAAAAUGAGUGGCCAUUAGAGAGGUCGGACGGCUACUAAUAGACCACUAAAAUUUUUAGUGGCCACUUUAGGGGUCAAUGGAUCAACAUAACUGGUCCAAUCUGUUUGUUUUAAAAUUAUCAGACUGGAAGGAAUCCUGGAUGAAAAACUGUCUCUAUAGUGGCCACUAAAAUUUCCCCAAAAUGGAAAAAAUUCAGAUGGAGUAUGAACAUCAGCGUUUGGCCGACCAAGUCCGACCAAAGCUUGUUUUUGGUCGUUAUCCUCAAUUUUUUGAAUCAAGAUGGUGCCAGAAAAUCUCUGGUGGCCAGGGUCCAGGAUUGCGAUGUCGAGUGAGGGUGUUUUUUUAAAAAGGAUUUUUCUCGAAAAAGAGAAAAAAAUUUGAGAAAUAAGUGAAUUUUUAUAAAGGAAAUUUUUUUAUCAAACUUGAAAUCGUGAUUUUUCUUAAAAUUUAUUCUUUUUUUCUCCUUUUUCUUCUAUCCAAGUUUCUGUCCCUUUUUAGAAAUGUAAAAAGUCAAAAAGACUUCAACUUUGAAAUUUAUGAGAACAUGUCAAGGGAAUUUUAUUUUUCAUUAAACUCGCAUCACUUCUCAUUUUUUUUGUUUUGAUAAUUGAUAGAAGUCAUGAAAAAGUCGCCAAAUAUUUCAUAUACUGCGAAAGUUUUUUUGUGGCCACUAUAGAGGCUCGCCAAGGACUACUCGCACACUAAAGUGGCCACUAAACCCACCUCUAUAGCGGCCACUAUUUUCCUUUUUAGUGGCCACUAUAGAGGUUCUCUAUUUAGUGGCCACUUCAGUAGUUUUUUUCGUCCAGUAUUCCUUCCAGUAUUUCUGAUAAUUAUAAAACAAAUAGAUUGGACCAGUUAUGUUGAUCCAUUGAUCCCUAAAGUGGCCACUAAAGUUUUUAGUGGUCUAGUAGUGGCACUUAGACCUCUAUAAUAACCACUAAUUCUUACCCCUUAACUAAUUUGACUACUUUAGUGGCCACUAAAACGUCAAAACCCUAUAGUGGCCACCAAAAAUUUUCCCAGUGUUUGAUCUUUUAUUCCUUCCAAUCCCCUGAUUCUUCAUUAACUAUAAAGAAAAUCUCAAACUAGCUCACUUCCCGGCUUCAUGAUUAUUGGAACGAUUUCAAACUUUUUUCAAACAUUUGUUUAUUUUUUUGAAAUGUCGUUCGAAACUAUCGUUCCAAGCGCUUUUAUUUUUCCAUCUGAAUAUUUGGCAGAUGUUUCAAACCUUGUCCGCGGUUUCCGAAUGAAAAAAUGGACGGAAAAGCAAAAAAUCGCGAUUUCAAUAGAACAAUACAGUGGCAGGUGCGAGGCGCUGAGAAAAAAACGUCGCCGGAAAAAUUUUUCAAAUGGAUUCAUAUUUUUGAAGUAACAAGAUUUGAAGUGAAUUUAAGGAUUUUUCAAAAUGUAGAAUUUGCAAAUUUCUUCAACAGUUUUUUUUUCUAAUUUGGAAAAAACACAGAUUUCUGGUUUCUAACUGUUUUUUUAUCAACCAAAGAAGAAAUUUUUCGAAAUAACAAUGAUAAAAAAACCCUAGUUACUUUUUUUGAUAAUUAUACAUUUUUUUACGAAGCUUUUUGAUUGGAACAGAAAUAUUUUCUGGAGAUUUUCGCAAUUUUUUUCAAUUUUUUUGAUGAAUGAGUCAAUUUUAAAAAAAGAUUAUAUUUUUUUCGUAGUAUCAUUUUUUUAAUUCUAGAAUGGACUCGGACGAGUUCGAAAUGAAGUUGUCGUUAUUCCUGGAAGAAAUUUACGACGGAAAAAGGGGCCAUAUGAAAAAGUUCGCCGGUGCAAUGUACAGCGGGCCGAAAAAUCUGAUUCCGGCUUUUUCGUCUUUGAAAAUUCGAUUGUGAGUCUAGCUAUUCAAAAAUCCUUUCUGUGUUAAUAAAAGCAGCUUUUUUUUAACUUGAGUUAACUCAAAAAACGAUAUUUCACUGGUCAGUUUUUUUUUCUGUUUGAGAGACCACAGCAAGGAUUUUUUUGAAAAAAAUAGGUUUUUAAAAAGAAAAUUCAGGUUUCAGAGUCCCUUGCUGCUGUGAAACGCUGCAGUUUGUCCUGGAAAAGUCGAUUUCCUCGGUAGAAUUCGUCAGAAAUCUCUUCGGGAAAUUUUUCCUCCUUGUUAUCGAACUUUAUCGGACACAACGUGGGAGGAUGGCUAUUAGAAUGUCAGCUGUUGAUUUAUAUUUUCGCGAUUUUUUCAAAGAAAUGGUCUUGGCACGAUCAUAGGAAUACAUACCUACAGUAACCCGGGAUUUUUUUUUUAAAGCUGGCUCUAUUUUCGCUCUCGGUUUCUUUUUUUGUUUAAAAAACGUCCAGACCAAUAAUUGUAGUUAUCAAAUCGUCCUGUCGAUUCUACUUUUUCUGAACCGAAAAAUCCUCAAAACUAGGUUCUCAUCGAAACUUAUUCCCAUUUUACAAAACUUCUCAAACCUAUGUAGGUUCUCAUCGAGGUUUCACAUUAUUUCCCACUUUCCCAUAUUCUUUCCGAAAAAGAGACAAAAGACGUCGACCAAUCCGGACACACGUCGUUAAAAUGUCCGUUCGUUUUUAUGGUGCGAAAAUGAGCCGGGAAUCCCUUUCAAGACAAGAAUAACAAGUGUCGAGAUUCAAAUGAGAGUUGCAAACUUUUUGAAGCAUAAAUAGUCUUCGACUUCCCGUUUUGAACUUUGUGCUCAGAAAUUCUGAAAAGUUCCAACUUUAUCAAACUUCUCAACAAAGAAGCACAUGCGACUAGGUUUCCUUUGUCUCCAACUUCUGAAAAGACGGUCAGAAUGUUUAUUUUGGAGUCCAAAGUCCGGUACAUCCGAAAGAAGUUGGUUUAGAGUAGAUUCCAUUGUGAAACUCGCGCUUUUGCCCUUUUGUUCUGUUGUUUUUGCCUCGGCGGAUAGCUUCUUUCUGCCAUUUCGGACAGAUUUCGCCGAGUUACACAAAAAUCGGAAGAUCACAUUUUUCUGUUUCUCAGCUACGUUUUGAAGUGUACAUCGAAAGCUUUACAGUGAAUAACAAUUCAAAAGAAACUUUAUUUUUUCUGCAGAUGAAUCUUCUCAAUUUUUGAAAGAAAGGCGAAUAUUUUCGAAAUCAUUGAAGAAAUUAGGAUUUCGAAAAAAAUUAUCACGGACUUUUCGCGUCCCACGCUUGUAUAUGUAUAUUCCAUGUCCUUUGAUCCAAGCUUCAGAGCUCAACAUUUAAGGAUAAUAGAUUUAAAAUUUUCAGAUCUGAAAUUUUCCAAAGAUUUUGGGCUAUUUUGGGUCUUUUCAAAAGUUCUGGGCCUUCAAAAAAUCUUACAACAAGUUUUGGAAUCGUUAGUAUUGCCCAAUCACGUUCAGUAACUUGGGCUCAAUUCAUCUUUCGAUUUAUAAUCCCUCUUUAUAAAAUUCGACUCAUUAUCCCAGCUCAGCUCCUGUUUCUAAUCCAAACAUGAGCGCUCAAAGUCUAACAGUACCAGAUUUGAAUUUUCUGAAACUUUGCCCGGCGACCGGAAGACAAAAGGAGACUUUCCAAUGGGUCGACGGCCGUGCCAGGCGCCCCUUUUUUCGGUUUUCCACGGCGGCUUCCGUCUCAACUUUGGCGCCGAAAGUUUGGAGAUCUCUGGUUUUGGAAUUUGAAAAUUGGCGCGUUUUUGGACGAGAAAAGAUGUGGAGGACGGACACUUAUAGAAAAAGUUAUUUCCACUGAAUGAGCUACAAAUUUACUUAGUUAGUUCCGUAGUAUACUGUAUCAGAAUGAUCGUAGGCUACUAUCAAAAGACAUGUGUUAUUUUCCCUAUAACAACUCGGAAAUUGGUAACGCGAAUCGGAGGUGUCGGGGCGUUUCAAGUGGCCACUUUAGUAGUCAGUAAUUCUUAGAAAUGCUCAGAAACGUCCGGUUUUCGUUACCGAGAUCCGAGAGUAUUAUUGUAAAUCAUUUAUACAAUAGUUAACUUCUAUAGAUUUUUUUUAAAAUCAGAAAAUACUUGAGAAUCUUCCUCAAGUCUGUCUCAUUUUGCUCAAAACUAUCAGAGGUAAUCCUCGAGGUACCAUCGUGAGACUUCAGAGUCUGCGAUAUACCUCAUGGGGUCUCGCGAUACCCUUUCUCGACUUGCCUAUGUUUGUUACGAUAGUAGAUCUCAAAGUAUAUACUUUCCAUUUUCGAAGCUCGUAAAAUUUUUUUAACUCGGCGAAAUCUGUCCGAAAUGGCAGAAAGAAGCUAUCCGCCGAGGCAAAAACAACAGAACAAAAGGGCAAAAGCGCGAGUUUCACAAUGGAAUCUACUCUAAACCAACUUCUUUCGGAUGUACCGGACUUUGGACUCCAAAAUAAACAUUCUGACCGUCUUUUCAGAAGUUGGAGACAAAGGAAACCUAGUCGCAUGUGCUUCUUUGUUGAGAAUUUUGAUAAAGUUGGAAAUUUUCAGAAUUUCUGGGCACAAAGUUCAAAAUAAGAGGUCGAAGAUUAUUUUUGCUUCUAAAAGUUUGCAAACUCUCAUUUGAAUCUCGACGUUUGUUAUUCUUGUCUUGAAAGGGAUUCCCGGCUCAUUUUCGCACCAUAAAAACGAACGGACAUUUUAACGACGUGUGUCCGGAUUGGUCAACGUCUUUUGUUUCUUUUCGGAAAGAAGAUGGGAAAACGGGAAAUAAUGUGACAUUUCGAUGAGAACCUACAUAGGUUUGAGAAGUUUUGUAAAAGAGGAAUAAGUUUCGAUGAGAACCUAGUUUUGAGGAAUUUUUGGUUCGCGGUUUCUCAAAAAUCGGAUAGGCUUGAGAAUUCCAAAACUGGCAGUUUUUUGAACAGAAGAAGACACCGUGAUGCAGAUAAUGGAGUCAGAUUUUUGGAAAAAAAAAAUUGGUUACUGUAUAUAAACGGUUUUUGUGUACUUCACGGAGCUGAAAGUCACUUGGAGGCCAAGAAGAAGUCAUUUUGAUAUGUUUUGUUGAUUUUGUAGAAUUUUUUCUCUCAUUUAUAAACGGAAUUUUUUUUCAAUGGAUAACAAGAAAAAAGAAAAUUUUUCCCUUUUUAGGCUGGAACUGGAAGAAAAACUUGUGAAAAGGCCGUUGCUUCAGAAUAUUAAAACGUGGAGUUCGUUUUAUUAUCUUCUGAAAUGGGUCGCCGAUACUGUUCGUUGAAAAAAAGUUCUAAAAAAAUAAGAAUUCCAGGACCGUCACAUCAUUGAAGAGUUGUGUGCGGCGGUCGGUUUCGAACCGCCGAGUUGCUCAGAUUGGGAAGAUAUUCCUCAGAUUUGCCAGCUCUUGCAGAUCUUCCAUGACGUUAAUAAUGAGGUUGGCAAGUGAGAUUUUUGGGGAAGUCUCAUGGUGACCGUAAACAGCGAGCAUAGGUUACGGUAGUUCUGAGAAAUAAUCGUAAAUGUGAAAACAGGUUUGAGUUUUUUAGGAGGAUGACUAGAUUUUUUCCUUAGUUUUGAGGACAGUAAAUGAUAGUAAUUGGUCUUUGAUUCUGGAAAAUCAUCAUGGGUCCCGCAGCAAAAACUGGUUACGGUAGUUUUUAGGAGGAUGACCAGGUUUUUUUCAAACGGAGUUUUGAGUGCAGUAAAUGGUAUUAGUAGGUUUUUAAUUUUGAAAAAUCAUCAUGGGUCCCAUCACGAAAACAGGUUACGGUAGUUUUUAGGAAGAUGACUUUCUUUUUAUGUGGCUUUCAGGGCAGUGAAGAAUACUAAUGGCUUUUUGAUUUCAAAAGUUUAUCAAGGGUCCCACAACGGCAACAGGUUACGGUAGUUUUUUAAGAAGAGGACUCGCUUUUUUUACGGAAUUUUUAGGGCGGUAAAUGAUGGUAGUUGUUUUUUUGAUUCUGGAAAAUCAUCAUGGAUCCCACAACGGAAAUAGGUUACUGUAGUUUUUAGGAUGGUGACUAGAUUUUUUCCUUAGUUUUGAGGACAGUAAAUGAUAGUUUUUUAUUUUGGAAAACAGUCAUAGGUCCCGCAGCGAAAACAGGUUACGGUAGUUAUAGAUGAAUUAAGAGAAAAUUUACAACUUUUUCAUGUGAAAAUGGAUUUCACAACGAAAAAUACUCUAAAAGUAAUUUUUGUUUCUAUUGAUGUCAAAAAGGAGAUAUUUUUUUACAGGAAGAAAAGGUUACUGUAAUUGGUAGGUUAGCUUCUUAAAUAUUUUGAGAAUUUUUUUGUCGGAAAAAUCAUUUUCUGAUCUUGAAGCGAGUAGGAAUGGUGACAUUGGAACUGCAGAAUAAGCCUAAUUGUUUUUUUUAACCGAAACAUUUGAUAAGACGUUUUUUUCAGAUACUGUACAAGUGUGAUUUCGUCUCUCAGAUCAUCCCCAAUUUGAUUUUACUGCGAAGAUCUUUGGAAAUGUUGGUGAUUUUUUGUAAGAGGGUUUCAUGAAAAUAAAGAAAAGAGCUGUGGAUUUUUGAAAAAUAGUCAUUUUUGUACAUUAAUGCCAUGCUAAAAGUCAUUGCCGCGAAAUACAAAAUUAUCUCUGACUCUCCGAAAUUGAGUUAUCUUUUCCUUUCUCGGACGGCUAUUUCGGAUUUCGAGAACACCCCAUAAUUUUUAAUUUUGGAUUCUUAUUCUUCAAAAAAAAAAAUUUGCGCAAGGAUUUUUCUUUCAGAACAACAGUGACGACUUCAGCAGCCGUCGCUUUAAAAAAUGAAAUUCUUGAGCAAGUUGAAGCCCGAUUGGCAGCCGUCAAGGACAAUUUGAUCUGGAGGCUGGCCACUUUUCUGGACUCCAGGAGUUCCAAUUUCCAAAAUAUUUUUCCCGGAAAGGAGCUCUUCAAUAUUGAAGAGGACGUCGUUCAGUACAUCCGAGGCACGUCCAAAAAGAAUUUUUCAAAGCAGAUUGACUAUUUUUAAAUUAUUUGAUUGAUGUACGGCUUUUUUGGGGCGCAGGAAAGUUUUCGAGAAGUAGUUUUUGUUGACGGUUGUAGUUCAAGGAAAUAAGGGUUCCGAAAAAAGGGAAAAAUUUUAAAAAAAAGCAUAACUUUCCGGAAUUUUUCUCUUGAAUAUUUCUUGUCAUGUUAAUUUUAUUAAUUUGUUUUUUUUUGAUUAUCAACCGGCCUUCGUGAAAAAAAUACCAAGUUCUCUUAGGAAAUGAAAUUAAAGAUUUAAAAAUGUCCAUUCACGGCUUAUUUAGGACGCAAAAGCCCGAUAUUUUUUAUCGUGGUUAGAUUUCUUUUUUGUGAUCCUUGAAAUAUUAACGCAAUUAAGUCGAGAAUUGUUUUUUUCCGCAAAAACUGGAACUUUUUCUUUCUAGGACAAUAAAAACGGCUAUUUUCGAGUAUAGAGUAAUAUGGGUGGAAAAUCCGCAUCUUCUCAGGCCCACGGCGUUUUCAAACGGAGCGGGAAAACGUCAAAAAAAUAAUAAUUUUGGCGCGAAAAUUCAAAUCCCAGUACGCAGCUAAAGGCGGUCGAACAAGCAAGUUAUUAACGUUGGAUACUGUGUAAUUUUUGACGUAGAAUGACGUCAUUUUAUCCGGAGCGCGCACUUACUUUUUUUGUAAAUUUAGAAAUUUUGACGCUCACCUUCCCUCACCCCAUUAGCAGGCUUGUGCGAGGGCCGGCCCGUCACCCUCCCGGCCCCCCGACCAUUUUGUAAGCCCGGCCCGGGCCGGCCUUAGCGGGCCUCAAGAAAAAAUGGCCCGCCCGGCCCGAAUCGCCCAAUUUUUUUCUAAUCGGAUAUCAAGUUUUUUACGAGAGAAAUUACGUUUUUGCUCAUUCUUUCUAUUGAAGUUUAACAAAAACUAUGAUUUCAGAAGUAAAAGUCACAUUUCGGUGAAAAUUUUUUAAAUGAAAUUUUAAAUUUUUUUUGAAGCCCGGCCCGGCCCGAGCCCACGCGGGCUUUUUCCUGAAAAUAAGGCCCAUAGCCCGGUCCGGGCCGGGCCCCCCGGCCUGACGCACAAGCCUGCCCAUUAGGAAUGCCGUAAGGCCCAAGUUCAAAGAAACUGAUUUUUUCUGUCCGUGACGCAAUUUUUCUGAAAAAAACUAAGCCUGGAACAAUGAAAAGCGGCAUUUCACUUCAUAUAUUACGCAAUAUGAGUUGAAAAUAGCGGCUUCUUCAUCGGUUGACCAGAGGCUCCUUUCUCUAUGGCGCAACCUUUCCGAAACGCUCCAUUUUUUUCCAACGAGUGUUUCGAACCUUCUUUGUGCACACCGCUAUUGUUUGAGGAAAAAUACAAGCUUUCCCAUCCUGGGACAAGAAAAUGCGGCUUCCUUUUUUCUUAUAUGGCGCAAUUUUUGUGUGAAAGGAAUAUCGGAGCUUCUGAGGCUGUAUAUUGAAGGCUCGGUUUUUCUUUUGUCUCUUCCCGGAAAAGCUCUUUUCGUGUUUUGAAAAGGAAUUUGAGUGAAAAAAACUGUAAAAUAUAAUUUUUUUAAAUUUGAAUUUGAUUACUCACUUGUAUUUUUAAUCAAAAAAAUUUGUAAGCUGUAAUUUUUUUGAUUGAAAAAAAUUAGCUUAAAAAAAUAGUUUUUUUAAGGAUUUUUUUAAAUUUUUCUCGGAGCAAAUGCAAUGAAGAAACUAUCACUUUUUCUAUUUUGCCCAAAGCGGAAACAGAAAUUUCAGUUUAAAAUGCUCUUUUUUAGGUCUCAUCGAAAACGGCGAACUGGAAUUCGGCCAGAACCCGCUUCUAAGUCUUUCCUUUGACCAUAUGAUUAAGGUUUUUGAGGAUUGAUACAUUAAAAAGGUUUUUUUCCCAGAGCGAGUUGUCCAAGUACCGGAAAAAGUUUCUGUCCGAAAAAAUUCUCUCCGGAGAUCAAUGCGGCGCGAUCUGGUGGAUCUACCGCAUCGAGAAGUUUCCGUUGCUCUCGAGGGCCGCCUUGAGGGUUUUGUCCUUCAACACGUCCUCCUUGGCCAAUCAGACAAUGAGGCGGUUGAGUUUUGGCAUGGAUCAAAUGGAAAAAAUCACAGAUUCAUCACAAAAAAAUGUAUGUAGAUGCUGACGAUUUGAAAGCAUUCUUUUUAUCACUCUACAAAACUGCAAAGAAAACCAAGGUCUUGAAGCGAAGUUCGUCCAAAUUUGGUAUAAGAUCUUUUUUGACGAAAAAAAAAAGGGACAAGGUGGCCACGGCAUUCCGAAUCGGGUGAGGGAAGGUGAGCGAUUCGUCAAAGUUUCUGAGUUUACAAAAAAAAAGCAAAUGCGCCCUCCGGAUAUAAUGACGUCAUCAUUCCACUGAGUAUUCGACCUUAAUAAGUUGUGUUUUAUCGCCCUUCGCUGCGUACCUGUGAUUUAAAAUUUCGCGCCAAAUUUUUUUUAUUUGACGUCUCCCCACCCCGUUUGGGAACGCCGUGGUGGCGCUGAAUGCCUUUUAGAAAAGGGAGAAGAAUGAAUUGAAUAGUCGGGUUUAAAGUAUCAACUCUUUCUCGUUGACCAAUCAGAAAGUUAGGCGGUGGAAUUUCGACACAAGAAUCUUUCUUCAAAAGCUUCUAGAAAGAAGAUUGGAAAAAGCAUUAUUACAAACAUCAUUAUUCUGGCGAUGGGCUCCCAGCCGUCAACUUUUAGACCAAAAAUGGUAACUUGUAACAUAGAUGGACAAAUACAAAACUCAUUGGGAGGAGGAGUCGGUUAACAAAAAUUCAAAAAAAUUAGUGAUAAAACAAUUUUCAACCUCAGGGAGGUGUUUUUGGCCACAAUAAUACAAGUUUUAGCCUCAGGGAGGUAGAAUUAACAAUAAUUUAGGAAAAAAAUUGGGGGUCCUUUAAAAAAAGGCCUGUCCAUGUAUGACGUGUAAUAAUAAAAAUAUACUUUAAUGAGUUUUUUUGUUCGAUAUUUUUUUGGUUGACAGUUCCUUUGGAAGAUUUUUGGGUGGUAUGAAAAACACCAGCGAAAAUUCAAACGGCGACUUUUCCGAUUUUUUCGUAUCGCUAGGGAGCUUUCCGACGGAUCCUUUUCCGACUUUUUUCCCUUAUGUUUUUCGGUUUAUAAAACAUCUAUAAAUAUUUUUUUUCCUAUUUCUAUGUGUUUUGAUCAUUAACCAAAUACCUACAUUAUAUAGGAAGGUUCAAAACGAAGAUUUUACCGAGAAAAAAAGUCGGAAAAAGAUUCGUCGGAAAGGUGGCCGUCGGAAAGUUCCCUAGCGAUACGAAAAAAUCGGAAAAAUCGCCGUUUGAAUUUUCGCUGGUGUUUUUUUCAUACCACCAAAUUUCGAGUUCGGUAGGCGAAAUGUGCAGUUAUAGCCCAUUCCGCUCAACCUUGUCACGAUUACUAUCUUUAUUCGGGGUACAGAACCCUUCCCUUUGAUCCGCAUGCUUUUUUUAUUCAUAUAAAUUUCUGUCAUAUUAAAGGCGCAUGUGCUGACACAGGUCACGCGCGAAAGGAAGGGUUCUUUAGCUCGAAGAUAAUUAAAAAUCGGACAAUUUGGAGCGGGAUGGGCUAUAAUAAGAAGAAUUGAAUGCGAUAGAAAAAAAUCAAAGGAAUAAGCUCAAAUUUCAUUUUUAUAUUAUUUUCAGUCCGGUUACGAAGCUCCACGCGCAACUGAGAAGGAGCAAAUGUUCUACAUUGACAAUGGAAAACCUGUUAAGAAUCCGAGCCAAUGAGAUCUGUGAGGAGAUUGGGAGGUUUGCCGAUCAAAAAAGAAAACUAAAACAUCAGGCUCAGACUUUUUCUUUGGAUUUAGGUUGAAUUUGAAAAAAAGGGCGUUACAAUAAAUUUUUCUCUAAUUCAAAUAUGUUGUAGAACACUAUUUUUAGAAUUUCUCACGAAAAAAAAAAACAGAAUAUUCUCACUCGGCUAGUUUUCGAGAUACAGUAGCCCUAAAGAAUUACGGUGGAAAGCUUCGAAAAUUACGGUAGAAAGUUUCUUUUACAGUUCCGUCAGAAAAAGGACGAAAAUGGCUUUUUAGAUAUUAUUUUCUUGUAUGGAGUUUGAUCUUUCUGAAGCUUUGAUAGCUCUUAUUUGUCCAUCUCUGGGGAAUAUUCAUUUCCUAGAAAAAAGGCGUUUUUUGUAGAAUUUCAAAAAGAAUUGAGCUUCAUACAAAGGGGGAUCGAGGAAAAAAACAAGGGGGCGGGGGUUCGAGGAAAAAUAAAAUUAAUGGUUAACCGCAGUCAUUUUUUUUUAAAUGAAGUUUGUUCUCUUUGUGGGAGAAGUUGGAGAAAACGAAUUUUUUGCAUUUUGACACUCCGCUCUGCACCUGCCCCAUGCUACAGUAUCCUCCUAUUGAAAUCGUCUUUUUCCUCUCUACGCUCCUCUUUUUUCGUUGUUUGCCAUGUGGGAAACAGUUUUGACCAUCUGCCGGGAAUCAAAAAAAAAUUGAAACAAAAAAUGAAACACCUGGAACUUUUCCAGAAAGAUUUUAGCUAUGUUAAGCUUUUUUACGAUCCAACUUAAUGAAUUAAUAGUAAGAUGCUCACGUUUUGAGGGUACUGUAGCAGAGGCAGGAACGGGCUUUAGACCUCCUUUUUUCAAGAAACCUGCUUGCCCUUGGGCCAACCCAAGCAUUGAGUAAGAUUAUAAUUUCGAUUGAAAAAGUGUUCAUUGCGAGAAACUUGGCUGAAGCGCACUUUAGAACCUUUUUUUAAUCUAGGCCAAACAUUUUCUCGACGGGAUGGGGGUGAAAAAAACUUCGCUUGUGAGAAAAAAAGAAUAAGUUCGAAUCAUAAAUUCUCAAUCCAAUUUUCAGGUGGUCCAGCGAUUUUUUUCGGUUUUUGGAUCAGACGGGCCUCGACUCUGACGUCGAAUACGAGUUUUUCAGAUGA
Caenorhabditis auriculariae is the source of this 12968-nucleotide messenger RNA. NCBI's taxonomy places the organism in Eukaryota, Metazoa, Nematoda, Chromadorea, Rhabditida, Rhabditidae. The record is from the annotation of a GenBank genome assembly.